Molecule: messenger RNA, 1296 nt
Organism: Astyanax mexicanus (Mexican tetra)
Lineage: Eukaryota; Metazoa; Chordata; Actinopteri; Characiformes; Acestrorhamphidae
Gene: ppt1
Product: palmitoyl-protein thioesterase 1 (ceroid-lipofuscinosis, neuronal 1, infantile)
Exons: 10
Coding region: 147-1046 (299 amino acids)
Biological process (GO): protein depalmitoylation; receptor-mediated endocytosis
Cellular component (GO): lysosome
Molecular function (GO): palmitoyl-(protein) hydrolase activity
Source: RefSeq, a predicted model, not a curated record
AGUGAUUUUAUGCUAUAAACGGGUGGGGGAUAAGGAGUGGACAGCCUCGCUAUAAACCAGCUUUGGUUUCACUCCGUAUUUGUUUCGGUUCUAUCAUGUGACCCGUGGUACCAGAAGCGCCUUAAUACACAGCAGCUGGACUGAACAUGGACCCACGCCUGUUCAUUGGAGUUGGUGCAUUCCUCCUGAUCUGCGGAUCAGCUCGAGGGUCCAACGAUACCACCCCCCUGGUCAUCUGGCAUGGGAUGGGGGACAACUGCUGCAACCCUCUGAGCAUGGGUGCAAUCAAGAAAAUGGUGGAAGAGGAAGUGCCUGGUAUAUAUGUGUUAUCUCUUAUGAUCGGCAAGACUGUUGUUCAGGAUACUGAAAGUGGGUUCUUCAAGGAUGUUAAUGAGCAAGUGUCCUUUGUAUGUGAGAAACUAGCCCAGGACCCCAAGCUGAAAGCGGGUUACAAUGCAAUGGGCUUCUCUCAGGGGGCACAGUUUCUACGUGCUGUGGCUCAGAGAUGUCCAAAUCCUCCAAUGAAGACUCUGAUCUCAGUUGGUGGACAACAUCAAGGAGUGUAUGGUCUGCCUCGCUGCCCCGGGGAGAGCUCUCAUAUUUGUGACUGGAUCCGGAAGAAGCUCAAUUCUGGAGCUUACACAGACGCCAUCCAAAAACAUUUGGUGCAGGCGCAGUACUGGCACGAUCCUCUCAAUGAUGACCUGUACAAACAGCACAGCCUCUUCCUGGCUGAUAUAAACCAGGAGCGGGUGGUGAAUCAGACGUACAAGAAGAACCUCAUGUUGCUGGAGAAGUUUGUGAUGGUUAAGUUCCUGCAGGACAGUGUAGUGGACCCUGUGGAUUCAGAGUGGUUUGGGUUCUUCGUGACUGGUCAGGCUGAGAAGACGGAAACUUUACAGGAAAGCGCUCUGUAUAAAGAGGAUCGACUGGGAUUGGCUGAAAUGGAUAAAGCGGGGAAGCUGGUGUUUCUUGCUACUGAUGGAGAUCAUUUACAGUUCUCUCGCGAGUGGUUCAAUGCCAAACUACUUCCCUACAUACGCUAAAGCCGCAGCAGGAAUGAACAAUAGCCAUAUGAAGCUACACUGUACUGUUUCACACUUCUUACUUAUGUUUCUGUCUCUAAUGACAUUUUACAGAUUGAUUACAAGCCAGUUCUCUUUCGUUUUAUUGCACUGAACUAGUUUUUGUUUUAUUAAACUGGAUUUAAUGGAACUGAAUUUCUAAUAUAUCUGAUCACUUACUAUUGUAUAAUUUUUUAAUCUCAUGAAUAAAUUGUAACAUUUAGAAACCUGA